Molecule: messenger RNA, 425 nt
Organism: Notothenia coriiceps (black rockcod)
Lineage: Eukaryota; Metazoa; Chordata; Actinopteri; Perciformes; Nototheniidae
Gene: dtd1
Product: D-aminoacyl-tRNA deacylase 1
Exons: 2
Biological process (GO): tRNA metabolic process
Cellular component (GO): cytoplasm
Molecular function (GO): D-tyrosyl-tRNA(Tyr) deacylase activity
Source: RefSeq, a predicted model, not a curated record
CUUAUACGUUUCAGAUUGACCAGAGGGAUGUUGAGUAUUACAUACAGGUUGGUUUCUCGCUUAUUCUCUUGUGUGUUUUCAGAGUACGCAAGAUCCUGAACCUGCGGCUGUUUGAAGACGAGAACGGGCGAACGUGGAGCAAAAGCGUCAUGGACCGGGACUUUGAGGUGCUGUGUGUGAGCCAGUUCACACUGCAGUGUGUCCUUAAGGGCAACAAGCCAGACUUCCACGCAGCCAUGCCUGCAGAGCUGGCCCAGCCCUUCUACAACAGCAUCCUGGAGAACAUGAGGAGCAGCUACAAGCCCGAGCUCAUUAAGGAUGGGACGUUUGGGGGAUACAUGCAGGUCCACAUUCAAAACGACGGACCUGUUACCAUAGAGCUGAGGUCCCCCACUGGCCCAUCGGACCUCAAACAGGUAACCUAG